This is a messenger RNA of Baudoinia panamericana UAMH 10762, 10572 nucleotides long. RefSeq lists its product as uncharacterized. Gene Ontology annotation, biological process: mitochondrion organization; protein targeting to vacuole; protein retention in Golgi apparatus. The record is from RefSeq and is a predicted model, not a curated record. Bases 481 to 10227 code for a protein of 3248 amino acids. Gene Ontology annotation, cellular component: extrinsic component of membrane. Lineage: Eukaryota; Fungi; Ascomycota; Dothideomycetes; Mycosphaerellales; Teratosphaeriaceae. The transcript has a single exon.
CUUCACUUUCCUCCUGCCUAUUUGGUCUCUCCUGCGGCUACAUCACGUGUCACAACAUACUGUACCGCUCGAAGGCAGGUGAUGUAGCCUCUCCCCUCUCAUACCUCAAGCCCAGUACACCUCCCAGUCAAGUGACCGUAGUAUGCGCGGUGACGUCCCUGCCCCGCAGGCAGAGGAUAAACAACGUAUCCCACCUUCUUGAGGGACAACCCGAUGCAUGUGCACAGCCACGGUCGUACCUUCGACAGUCUCUCCCUCUACAUCCCCUCUGGUCUUGUGCUUCCUGUGGCGAUACUGGACGACGGCCCCGUCGACAUUGCAUGCCCCAUAGCGCGUCAAGGUUGCCCCGUCGAAGAACGAGCAGACGACAUGAUGAUAUGAAUCUAGUAUAGACCAAACACAGCAACACCUCUUCCUCCACCUUGGCCACUUACAUUCCUCCCCUGACCCCGGCCCGGGUGACGGCCCACCACCGCCAGCAUGGUGUUGGAGAGCCUUGUGGCGACGCUGCUCAACCGCUUCCUGGGCAUGUAUGUCAAGAACUUCGACCCAAAGCAACUCAAUGUUGGCAUCUUGACAGGCGAUGUGAAGCUCAACAAUUUGAAGCUGAAGCGGGAAGCGCUUGAUCAAUUUCAUCUACCACUCAAUGUUAUCGAAGGCCACAUCUCAAGCCUUGUGCUCAAGAUACCAUGGAGAGCCCUGCGCGCUCAACCCGUACAGAUCCAUAUCGAGGAUGUCUUCCUUCUGGCAGCGCCGAAAGAGGAUCAGGAGUACAACGCAGAGGAAGAAGAGAAGCGAGCACAUGCGGUGAAGAUGGAGAAGCUCGAUUCGGCCGAGCUUCUCAAGGAGCGCAACACAGAAGGCAUGUCGCAAGAGGAACAGAAGAAGCAGCAGAGCUUUACUGCUGCGCUGACAACAACCAUCAUCGACAACGUGCAGAUUCAGGUGAAGAACGUGCAUAUCCGGUAUGAAGAUGCGCUAUCAGAUCCAGGCCAUCCGUUCGCCGCUGGCAUCACCUUGCAGGAGUUGAGCGCAGUCUCCACGGAUGAGAAUUGGAGGCCUACUUGGAUCCAGAGUGCCUCGGAGACCACACACAAGCUUGCUACGCUUGGGGCACUGGCUGUCUACUGGGACACUGACACUGAGCUUAUCGGCGAAGGCACUGGUGCCAAGGAUGCGAAGGAGCAAGGUAUUGACGAGAAAGAAGUGCUCGAUAAAUUCCGUGCCAUGAUCGUCAAGGGUGACAAUCCGGCUGUGAACGAGCAUCAGUACAUCUUGAAGCCUGUCUCAGGCCGAGCCGGUCUCGAGAUGGACAAGACAGGCAAGACCGACCGUGCCAAGAUGAAGGCCCGCUUGCUGUUCAAUGAACUCGGGUUCCUGUUGGACGACCAUCAGUACCGUGACGCCCUCAUGCUUGUAGACCUCUUCCAUUACUUCAUCCGGCAUCAGGAGUACAAGAAGUUGCAGCCGAAGAAGUCGCCAAAGGAGGACCCCAAAGCCUGGCUGCUAUUUGCGGGCAAGGCGGUGCUUGAUCGUAUACACGACAAAAAUCGCCGGUGGAGCUGGGCUUACUUUGCGGAGCGACGAGACGACCGGAAGAAGUAUAUCGCACUUUUCAAGAAGAAGAAACGUGAAGAGAAGCUUACGCCGGAAGAGAACAAGGAGAUCGAUCAGCUUGAGCAGAAGCUUACCUACGAAGACCUUCGCUUCUGGCGCAGCUUGGCGCGAAACGAGCUCCGGAAAGAGGGCCAUGCCAAAAAGCCGCAGCAGCAGCAGCAAAGGACCUGGGGAAGCUACAUUUGGGGGGCUAGCAGCACGCAAAAACCGCAAGACAAGCUCGAGGCUGGCGCUGCAAUGCACUCUGAUGAUAGUCAGAUGAACGAGGAGCAGCGGAAGGAGCUGUACCAUGCCAUCGACUUCGAUGAGAAGAAAAGUCUCACGGAAGCAGUGGAUAUGCCGAAGGAGGCAGUCAAGCUGCAGGUCGACAUGAACCUGAAGACUGGAAGCUUUACCCUUCGGAGAGAUCCGCACGGCAAGAAGACAGACAUGCUGCGAUUGUUGUUCGACGAUUUCAGCACGGAGUUCUUGCAGCGCACGGACUCGAUGCUUGUCAACCUCAGUCUUGGCGGAUUACGGUUGUAUGACGGUUCAACGGAGGGCAAUCUGUUCGAGCAGAUGCUGCGUGUCAAAGAUGCACCGCCUGUUCCAGACUCCGAGCGCGUGAAAGAGCUCGGGCAUGGCGAAAAAGAUGACAAGGCUGAUGACGCAGAAGAAGAGGAGCAGGAUCCAUUCUUCAGCAUGUCGUUUGAGCAGAAUCCGCUCGAUGGCCACGCCGAUUCCGCUGUCAAUCUGAAGCUGAAGGCUAUGGAGAUCAUCUACAAUCCGAAUUUUGUGGUGCAGGUGACCAAGUUCUUCAAGCCACCGGAGCAGCACAUGGAAUCCAUUGGCGCGCUGAUGGAGACGGCUGGCUCGACGGUCGAAGGGCUUAGGCAGCAAACAAGAGCCGGUCUCGAAUACGCGCUGCAGGAGCACAAGACCAUCGAUGUGCAGCUUGAUAUGCAAGCUCCUCUGAUUAUCGUGCCCGACUCUGUCACCAAAAAGAGCAGUAUCUGCUUGAUUCUGGACGCGGGUCACGCUUCAGUCAGGAGCGACCUGAUUGACAAAUCGACGUUGGCAGAUAUUCAGAAUAAGCAGCGGCAGCGUUAUACGGAGCAGGAUCUGCAACACCUCGAGUCACUCAUGUACGACAAAUUUCAGCUUAAGCUUGACAGUACGCAAGUGCUUAUUGGUACAACGGUGGAAGAAACGAAGAAACAGCUCGAUGAAAACGCCAGCAGCAAGGACUUCCACAUCGUUGAACGUAUCAACAUGGACUUUUCCAUCCAGGCAUGCAUCAUCCCGACGGCUGCUGACCUCACCAAAUUCCGGGUCGUAGGGCAUCUGCCGAUAUUGCACGCCAAGUUCAGCGAUGCUAAGUACAAGAGCUUGAUGAAGUUGCUCGAAUUUGCUAUCCCGAAGUUUGACGAUGAGCCAAAAGAAGCAGCGCCCAAGCCGGCCAUGUCCGACGCCGACAAAGCGCGACGUCGGAAGAGCGCCUUGCCCGGCGAAGAAGGCAGGCCAAGGGGCAAGAGCUUCCAGGCUUCCCGCGAUGAGCUGCUUCUCGAUGUGGAGGAGGGCGAGGAAGAAGAGAAGCGCAAACGGGAGGCCGAGGCUGGACCACCAGCCACGAAAGGCGAACCUCAAAAAGCAAGCAAGAAGCAGCCAGAGGUCAAUCCGGAGCAGAGGAACUUUGAGAUCAAAUUUACCGUCGACAAGCUGCAGGGCUCGUUAUACAAAUCUGACCCUGAAGGCAAGGCUGAGGACCAACUGUUGGUGGACCUGAUAGCGGAGACGUUUUAUCUGGAAUUCUACCAGCGAGCCUUCGAUACGGUCGCUGACGUCCGCUUGAAGGCACUACUAGUCGAAGAUCAUAUCGAAGAGUCACCGGAGCCGGAGUUUAAGAAUCUGAUUUCGAGCGAGGAGGCGGACGAUAGUGGCAAGCGGGAUUUGCUCACCAUACACUUCCAGAUGGUACAGCCUCAGCAUCCCGAGUUCAAGUCGAAGUACGAGGGCAUCAAGACGAAUUUGGAUGUCGCAGUAUCCACGAUCAAUCUGAUGGUAACCCGACGGACAUUACUGACAUUGAUGGAUUUCAUCUUGGCAACCUUCGCCGCACCGUCAUCAGAGGCGCCGGCUCAACAAGAAGAGGAGUCUAAGCAAAUUGAGGCCGCAGAGCCGCAGAAGGCACCACAACAGCAACAACAACAGGACAAGAUACGCAUCAAAGCAGAGCUGAGACGCAUCGCUGUUAUAUUGAACAAUGACGGCAUCCGUCUGGCAACGCUUAGCUUGACCUCCGCAUCGGUCAAUGUCUUCCUUGCCGGCAAGACAAUGCAAGUCGGUGCUCGGCUUGGCAAUCUUGGGCUGGUGGACGACAUCAAUCAAGGCGUCUCUGAGGACUCUGCGCUGCGGCAGCUCGUCAGUAUUCAAGGCGAUGAGCUAGCGGACUUCAAGUACGAGACGCAUGACGCAGAGUCGAAGGACUAUCCCGGCUACGACACAACUAUCUUCUUACGAUCUGGCUCCAUCAAGAUUAACUUCGUCACGGAGCCCUUUCGGAAGAUCAUGGAGUUUGGCGUCAAAUUCGGCAAGAUGCAAGCCAUCUUCAACGCCGCGCGUCAAGCUGCUGCAGAUCAAGCGAGUAAAGUGCAGCAGAGCGCCAGUAAGAUGCACUUCGAUGUGGUUAUCAAGACGCCAAUUGUUGCAUUCCCGCGGAUGGUCCUUACCGAGAACCCUCACAGAGAUACGAUGACCGCAUACCUAGGUGAGAUUUACGCAAACAACAAGUUUGUGCCGCUCGAAGAGGGUCAAAAAGAUGGACACACUGCGAAUAAGCUGAGUGCGGGCAUCCGCAACGUGCGCCUUGUCUCAACGUUCAAUUACCCGGAUGAGAAGUCCGAAGAGCUGGAGAUGAUAGACAAGGUCGGCUUAGACUUCAACAUUACGCAGUUGGAUCACCAACCUGGACAGCAAAGACCGGACAUGGAGAUCGAAGGCUCCAUGAGCAACAUCAACCUGCGCAUCACGGAGCAGCAGCUCAAAUUCGUGAUGGAGUUGAGCAAGAAUAUCCCGCAGGCAUUUGCGCUGGAGCCGGAUGAAGAGGUAGAAGAAGAGGUUGAGGAAGACUUACCGGAUGAGAUCGUGAAGCCUGCGAAGGAGGUGCAAGCGAACGGCGAGAAGAACGUCGAGAAGCAGCAGGAGGACGACAAGCCUUCACAUCUCGGACCGGAGCUUGGCCGCGAUCCGGAGACCUGGACCAAGCUCGACCUCAUUUUCAAGGUCGGCGCUCUGGGUCUCGAGCUCGUGUCAGGCCGGCUGGACGAGCCUAUUGGGGAUCUUGAAGCCGCCAGCCUCUCCAAGUUCACACUCAAUGAGACAAGCGUCAAGCUCAAGAUGAUGAGCGAUGGCGGCAUGGAAAGUGAACUGCUCAUUCAAUCGUUUACCAUUACCGAUACGCGGACGAAGGAGAAGAACAAGUUCCGCAAGAUCAUGUCACUGAUUAACUCCGAUGUGAAACAACAGUUCAUGGCUAGCGUGUCCAUCUCUGGCGGCGAGGAAAAGAGUCUGAUCGCUCUGUUGACCGUUGACAGUCCGAGAAUCAUCUUGGCGUUAGACUACCUGUUCGCCGUGCUGAACUUCGUCAACGCUGGGCUCAAGCAAGAUGCCCCGCUUAUGGUUGAGGAAGAGCCCGAAGAGAACGGUGUCGCGGAGCACGAGGAUGAUGCCGAUAACGGUGAACUUGUUCAGCCGAACCAGCGUGCUCAUGGCGAGGCAGAGUCUGAGCAGAAGCAGGAAAGUGGCAUGAGCAUCUCCUAUCGCGUUAAUGUCGUGGACGCGCAAGUCAUGCUCAUUGCCAAUCCGGCCCUCAGCAGCUCAGAAGCCAUCGUGCUGGGGACGAAGCAAGUGCUUGUCUCGCAGCAGCAUGCUAUGACUCUCCAGGUCGAGAAGGUCGGCAUGUUCUUGUGCCGCAUGGAUCAAUUCGAGACGACGAAACUGCGGAUACUGGACGACUUCAGCAUACAGACCUCGCUUGACAUGAGGUCGCAGGCGAAAGACUCCUCCCUAAUGAGCAUUCAUGUCGAUAUCGAGCCUUUGGUCCUUCGCUUGUCGCUCCGUGAUAUCAUGCUGGCUAUGCAGAUCUUCCAGCGUGCUUCGGCUAUGCAAGGCAACCAAGACAAGAAGAUGGACGAAGAAGGUCCGAAGAAGCUUGCGCAGGUGAAGGCUGACCAACAGAAUAAGUCGAAGACUGUGAAGUCGGCUAAGAAGACGGCGGCUUCGGCUUCGCAAAAGCCGCAAGCCAAGACGAUCAGCACGAAGAAGUCGACUACCAAGCAGCAGCCGGAAGAGAAGGCGCAAGGUUCGGCCGUGCUCAAGCGCGAAGAGAUGAAGAUUCAGAUGGACGGCAUCCGUGUCGUUCUCAUUGGCGACCUGCAUGAGUUGCCGAUGCUUGACUGGAGUGUCAAGGCAUUUGCGGUUGACGUCAAAGACUGGACUGGCGAUAUGACGGCAGAUACUAGCGUUGACACGUACUUCAACGUGUACAAUUUUUCCAAGUCUGCAUGGGAGCCAUUGAUCGAACCGUGGUCACUGGGCUUUCACAUGGCGAAGGAGGCUACUGGCAUGGCGGUCGAGCUAUACUCACGGAAGAUGCUGGAGUUGAGCAUAACCUCUGCUACAAUUGCGCUGGCUUCCAAAUCGGCGCAGUUCUUGUCCUCGGACGAGGAUGUGCUUUCUAAACCUCGUGGCAACGAUGCACCGUACCACAUACGCAACUACACCGGCUUUGAAGUUGAUGUCUGGUCUAGCGGCGAGGCUCAAAGCGAUGACGAAGGUCAAGCGGUGAAGCUGCAGGAUGGCGAUGAACAGCCAUGGCGAUUCGAGGAUCCGACGACAACGCGCGAGACUUUGUCGCCUGAAGGCCAGACCGGCCUUAUCGGUGUGAGACUACAGGGUAGCGGUUUCGAUAGCAUCGAGCGCAUCCCAGUGAAUCGCGAAGGCGAGGAUCUGUUCAAUCUGAAGCCGAGGAAAGACAAGGUGCAGCAUCGCAUGCUGGUCGAAGUCAAGCUUGGCACGGAUAAUGUCAAGUACAUUACCCUACGCUCGCCCCUGCUGGUCGAGAAUCACACCCAGAUUCCGGUCGAGCUUGGGGUCUACAGUCCAGAGGAAGGACAUCUGCUCAAGAUCGAGAAGAUACCGCCAGGCGAAUCACGGCCUGCCCCAGUCGGCGCGGCGUUCAUGCACUCACUUGUUGUGCGUCCUGAUCAAGGCUUCGGCUAUACUUGGUCCAGUGAGCGGCUCUUCUGGAAAGAGUUGCUGAAGCGGCCGGUCAGAACGCUCAGCUGUGCUGGAGAACAGGAUCAGCAGGGGCCACCGUUCUACUUCCAGAUGCAGGCUGCUUUCGACAAGAACAACCCGCUCACGGCUGUCUACCCGUAUAUGCGGAUCCGUCUAUCCGCACCGGUCGAGGUACAAAACCUCCUGCCGUUCGACUUCAAGUACCGUAUCUACGACAAAAAUACGAAGAAAGACUGGACCAACUUCUUACGCAAGGGAGGCGUAAGCCCAGUACAUGUGGUUGAGCUCUCGCAUCUGCUGUUGAUCAGUGUCGACAUGCAAGAUACGCCUUUCAAGGCAAGCGAGUUCGCGAUCAUUAACACGAACAAUGAGAAUGAUUUUCGGCGUGAGAAAACAUUGCUGGUCAAGGACAGCAACGGCCUGGAGCUGCGCCUGAAGCUUCACUACUACAACGUCCCCGACAGCGGUGGCGCGUUCAAGAUCACCAUCUACGCCCCGUACGUGAUCCUCAAUCGAACGGGCCUUGAGCUUGACAUUCGCAGCAAAGCAUACUUCAGCUCUAGCAAGUCUGCUGCGGGUCAACAAGCCUUCGCAGAUACUGAGGACGAGGCUCGCACGGCCAAGCCGUUCAUGUUCUCACAUCCUACGGAUGACCGCAGAAACAGAGCAGUGAUUAAGCUCGGCGACUCUAGCUGGAGUCAGCCCGUCAGCUUCGACGCCAUCGGCGCGAAUGUUGACGUAAAGCUGCCCGCGCAGUCUGGGCGUGCAGAGAUGCAUGCGGGUCUGAACGUGAUGGAGGGUGAGGGCAAGUACAAGCUGACAAAGGUCGUCACCAUCACUCCUCGCUUCGUUGUCAAGAACAGGAUCUCCGAGGACAUCCAGAUCCGCGAGCCUGGAUCGUCCGAUGCAUUCACCAUCAAGCCUGGCGAAUUGCAUCCGCUUCGCUUCCUGAAGCAGUCGACCGGUCAGCAGCUGAGUCUGUGCUUUCCAGGCGUCAAUAAUUCCUGGUCUUCGCCCUUCGACAUUGCCAACGUAGGAAGUGUCCACGUCAAACUUGCCAAAUCCGGCGAAAGGCAGAAAUUGAUUCGUGUCGAGAUUCUCAUGGAAGCGGCGACUAUCUACUUACACUUGAGUAUAGAGACGAAACACUGGCCAUUCUCAAUCCGUAACGAGAGCGACCAAGAAUAUCUGUUUUGGCAGGCCAACCCCAACGUGGACGAAGAUGAAGAGGAUCGCUCCUCAGGCUGGAAACCGAUCCGCUACCGCUUGCCACCGCGGAGCAUCAUGCCGUACGCGUGGGACUACCCAGCGACGAAGAACAAGAACUUGGUAUUGAGCGCUGGUGGCAAAGAGCGACACGUCAAGCUUGCUGAGAUUGGCAACCUAAUACCUAUGCGCAUCCCUACUGGACCGAACCAGCAGCGGCAGAAGAUCAUUGAUCUCAACGUGGUCGCUGAUGGUCCUACGCAGACGCUGGUGCUAUCCAACUACAAGGCCUCCACAAGCUUGUACAAGCAGAAGUCAGCCGCAGCAAGCCAGUCGACAACGGCCGGCUUCGAAGUGAAGGAGAUGGAUACGGAUGUAACGAUGCGUGCUGCAAUCCGCUUCGCCGGCAUCGGUAUUUCGCUUAUCAACGCCCAGCUGCGUGAGCUGGUCUAUGUGACCUGGCGGGAGAUCGAGCUGAAGUACACGGAGUCACCGCUGUACCAAACAGUCACACUCACCGUGAAGUGGAUCCAGAUCGACAACCAGCUAUAUGGCGGUGUCUUCCCACUCAUCUUCUACCCCAGCGUUGUGCCCAAGACCGGCAAGGAGAUGGACGCUCAUCCAAUCUUCCGCACGUCGGUUACACGAGUCAAGGAUGACUCCUAUGGCGUGCUGUACAUCAAGUACUUCACCUUCUUGAUGCAGCAGAUGACCAUCGAAAUUGAUGAAGAUUUCAUCUUCGCCGUACUUGACUUCACCAAGAUCCCUGGUGCUUCCUGGACGGAGGAGAAGGAGGGUAAGCUGGCGCCAGACAGCCUUGACUUACCUGAACCGCAACAAGAGCAAUCAGGCCAGGAUAUCUACUUCGAGUUGUUACAGCUGCAACCGAUGCAGUUCGACCUGUCAUUCGUGCGGACCGAGCGCAUCAACGCCGAAGAUACUGGCAGCUCUUCAAGCAACCCUUUCAUGUUCGUGGUCAACGUCCUAACCAUGUCGAUCGGCAACGUCAACGAUGCGCCGAUCCGAUACAAUGCUCUCAUGCUUGAGAACGCUCGACUGUCUGUUGGCGCGCUCAUUUCAAACGUCCAAAGUCACUACGUUCAAGAGUCAUUGCGGCAAGUCCACAUCGUUAUUGGCUCGGCCGACUUCCUUGGCAACCCUGUUGGCCUGUUCAACAACAUCAGCUCCGGUGUUGCAGACAUCUUCUACGAGCCGUACCAGGGACUUGUUACUGAUCGGCCGCAAGACCUUGGCAUCGGCAUCGCCAAAGGAGCUAGCAGCUUCGUCAAGAAGAGUGUCUUCGGUCUUUCGGACAGUGUGUCGAGGUUCACGGGCAGCAUCAGCAAAGGCUUGGCUGCCGCCAGCAUGGACAAGGAGUUCCAAGAUCAGCGUCGGAUGGCGCGCUCGCGCAACAGGCCGAAGCAUGCGCUUUAUGGCAUCACCUCGGGCGGCAACGCCUUCGCAAGCAGCUUGGCCAGUGGCAUCGGCGGCCUCGCUCGGCAGCCAAUGCAGGGGGCAGAGAAGGAGGGGGCUGCGGGCUUCGUCAAGGGCGUCGGCAAAGGCUUACUUGGCUUGGCCACGAAACCCGCCAUCGGCGCGUUUGACCUGGCGAGCAACAUGGCUGAAGGCGUCAAGAACACCACAACCGUCUUCGAUCAGGAAGGGCUUGACCGUGUGCGACUACCACGCUUCAUCGGAAUCGAUGGCGUGGUACGACCGUACACCCAGCGUGAAGCGCUCGGGCAGUUCUGGCUCAAGACAGCCGACAACGGCAAGUACUUCGACGAGAGGUAUAUUGCCCACCUCGAGCUCAACUCAGGCUCGCAAGGCGAUAAGCAGUCGAACGGGCGCGCACAGUCGAAUCAGAGCGAGGCUUCCAUGCUGGUCAUGGUCACGUACAACGCCAUCAUGCUGUUGCGGGCUAGGAAGCUGACUACGGAAUGGGAGGUGCCGCUGAAGGACGUUCAGACCAUCAGCAAGGAGCGGACGGGUAUGAGCAUCAUCCUGAAGGGUGGCACUAAUGGACCCUUCAUCCCGAUUGCGGAUGAGACGAGUAGGAAUUGGUUGUACAAGCAAGUGGCGAUCGCCGUGAACGCCUAUAACGAUAAAUGGAACGCAAAGGGUUAGAUUGUGCUCGGGAGAAUUUGCAUUUGGGGCGUGCGUGGAUACCAUAGCAUCGGCGGCAUUAAGCGAUAUGAUUCAAGCAGACGUGUGAUGAUAAUGACUAGAAUAUUUCUUAGAACACGUAUAAUGCAGUACCGCCUUCAUAUUCUACCUUUGUCGCUGCUUUUCUCUUCAGACAGUAUCUUAGUGCACUGCUUGUCCGCUUGCUAGAUGCUGCAAGCCCAUCUUGAUCGUGCCGACUGUCGAGUUGUUGCAUUCAUUGUUUUCCAGAUAAGACCUUCUCCGAUGAUGCAGUCCGCUUUCGACAGCACCACGGUAGUAACAACACAGCACAUCGAGCUCUCCCGC